Molecule: messenger RNA, 1035 nt
Organism: Biomphalaria glabrata
Lineage: Eukaryota; Metazoa; Mollusca; Gastropoda; Planorbidae
Product: acyl-CoA-binding domain-containing protein 6-like
Exons: 7
Coding region: 28-813 (261 amino acids)
Molecular function (GO): fatty-acyl-CoA binding; protein binding
Source: RefSeq, a predicted model, not a curated record
GGAAGUGAAAGUAAAGGUGUUUACAUCAUGGCGGACGAUAGUUCCUUCGAAUUUGAUAACUUAGAUGAAGUAUUCAAUGCAGCUGCCGAGUAUCUUCGUCUGAAUGGAUCAACUUAUGAUAAUGAAAAGUUGUUGUAUUUCUAUUCCAGAUACAAACAAGCUAAAGAAGGAAAAUGUAACACUCCUAAACCAAGUUUCUUUGAUUUCCAGGGAAAAGUAAAAUGGGAAGCAUGGCACAAGCUUGGAGAUAUGAACAAAUCUCAGGCCAAAAUGGAAUACAUAUCACUUCUGACCAAUCUAGACCAGGACUGGAGAAAUAAAAUGUCUUUGGUUGCUUCAAGUGGAGAUGGUGGAGAGUCUUCAGGGUCCCAGGCUAGACCUCAGGGAAUGGGUGUGUCUGUGAGUGUCAUGUCAAGGACAGAGAGUGAGCUGAGUGAGGGAGAGAAAACAAUUUUCGACUGGUGCAAGGAGGGAAAUGUAGACAAGGUGAAAGAAAUUCUACUGGCUGGCUCUGUGAAUGUGAAUGGCUUGGAUGAAGAGGGUCUUGGGUUACUGCACUGGGCAAGUGACAGAGGAUUAACAAACAUGGUGGAACUAUUACUUAGUUUACAUGCAGAUAUAAACAUUCAGGCUAGCGACCAACAAACAGCUUUACAUUAUGCUGUGUCCUGUGAUCACCUUGACCUUACCAAGCUCCUUGUUCUUAAGGGUAUUGACAUUUCCAUAAGGGAUGCUGAAGGGAACACAGCUAUGGAUGUAGCCAGUGAUGAUAUGAAACUUCUUCUUCAGUCCCUACAAAGACAAGCCUCUUAGCAAUGAAAUCCUGUCACCUAGCCAUUACUGAUCAACUGUAUUAUUUGUUUACAAAUCUUGUUCAAUAUUAUUUGACCUCAAAUGUAUGUGAUCUUGAAUGAAUAAUAUUUUUUUCCUCGGGUGAAACCUUUUUUUUAGUAUUUGUGUUUUAUUUAAUAUAUGAAUGUUAAAACAGUUAAUUUCUUGUUUUUUUGUUUGUUUGUUUUUUUGCAUCUAAACAAA